Messenger RNA from Coccomyxa subellipsoidea C-169, 1819 nucleotides. RefSeq lists its product as hypothetical. NCBI's taxonomy places the organism in Eukaryota, Viridiplantae, Chlorophyta, Trebouxiophyceae, Coccomyxaceae. Bases 58 to 1347 code for a protein of 429 amino acids. Gene Ontology annotation, cellular component: membrane. The record is from RefSeq and is a predicted model, not a curated record. The transcript is spliced from 8 exons.
UGGGUAGGAAGUGCUCUUGCUUCCUGCGCAGCGACAUGCGCAUGCAACGCUUGCAGCAUGGCGUCAAGGGCAGCUAUGAGGAAGUCUGCACGCCUUGCCUACUGCAUCCUUUUCACCUUGGCGAUGGUUCUGGCAUGGAUACUGCGCGACUUCGCUAAACCCAUAAUCGACAAGCUGCCAUGGAUCAUUCAUGCGAUGGGGCAUGGUGAACCCAGCGCAAAGUGGUAUGGUCAGCAAGCAGUGUACCGCGUCAGCAUGGGCAACUUUAUUUUCUUCGGGCUUAUGUCACUGGCAAUGGUGGGCGUCAAGUACAAGAGUGACAAGCGGGAUCAGUACUUGCAGCACGGUGGUUGGUUCUUGAAGGUGGCAUUGUGGCUUCUCUUCAACAUCCUACCAUUCUUCUUCCCCGUCAGCUUUGUGAAUGGCUACGGUUGGGUGGCUCGCGUGGGGUCAGCUUGCUUCUUGUGCGUCCAGAUUUUGAUGCUCCUUGAUUUUGUCACCAAAUGGAAUGACACCUGGGUUGACAAAGAGGAUGAGAGGUAUCUAUGGGCAUUGCUGACGGUGACAUGUGUCUCCUAUCUCGGCACUUUUGGAUUGGCGGGCAUCCUGUUCUACUUUUUCACACCUGUGGGAGCUGACGAAUGCUCCUUCAAUGUGUCCAUGAUCACCUUCACACUGAUCAUUGGCAUUAUCAUCUCGGGUGUCUCCAUGUCCAGCCUGGCCAAGAACGGCAGCCUGUUUCCAUCGGCCAUCUUCACAUUCUACUGCACGUACCUGUGCUACUCUGCGCUGGUGUCAGAGCCCCACGACUACCAGUGCAACGGCCUGGGCCAGCGCCUAAAUGCUGCCUCCGCCACCACGCUGGCCACCGGCAUGCUGCUCACGCUGGUAUCCGUGGUCUACUCGGCGCUGCGGGCAGGCUCCAACACGGCGCUGUUCCGGCUGAACUCUGAGGAGGACUCCGAUCCUGUGGAGCAGCCCCUGCUGGAUGAUGACAAGGGCAGGGCCUACAUUGCGGAGGAGGGAACAUCGGCAGGGCUGGAUGGAGAGGUGGGCAUGAGCAGGACGGCGCGCACCGCUGACGAGGCAGAGCGUGCAAAGCAGACGGCGGACGAAUUCACACCGGUCACGUACAACUACGCAUUCUUCCACUUCAUCUUUGCUGUGGCCAGCAUGUACCUGGCCAUGCUCAUGACAGGUUGGGGCACUGGUGCUGAGGAGCGGGAUCUGAUUGAUGUGGGCUGGUUCUCUGUGUGGGUCAAGUUUGUCACACAGUGGGCCACCGCAGCCACCUACUGCUGGAUGCUGGUUGCACCAACAUUAUUCCCGGACAGGGAAUUCCUCUGAUCUCUACCCUGCAGGCUGGAAAAUAUUCAGGGAGAGUUUGGUGCUUUUCAAAAGAUGCUUGGAGAAGUCUGACUGUUCUUUUGAUAAGGGAAAUUUUCUUGAAGUAUGACAGCCUGACUCCCAAUUACUAGGAAGUGUUCUUGUACAUUAUGUGAUUCGAGUCGUGAUUAUCACAGCUUUUGACCAUGAAGACCGGUUUGACAUGAAGCAAAACUUUCAGUCAGUGCCUUUAGAGUUUGUGAGGGUUUUCAUACCGGUACCGUAUGGUGUGACCAGAAUCAUUGACUCGAGUUCCAGAAUCAUUGACUCGAGUUGACGAGAGGAGCUCCCUGUGAUGGAUCGUUGUUAUGUGCCUUGCUGAACUCAGUCAUGCUGCGGCAAAUACUUAUUGUUGGUUUACUUUUAUUAUUAGAUUGAUGGUUGACUGAUGCUUUAUCUCCAGGGUUCUACAGUUGACUCCUGUAAAUGAGGG